GAUGGUGACCUUUCGUUGUUUAUAAAUAAUUAUUCACAGUCGUGUGGUUUCGGGAGCCCUGGAUUUUUGCUCAGAUUUUGGAUUUUUUACCUGGAGUUGCAGUAUUUUAUAUUGUUACUUCUUGUGCAGUCCGAGUGAAGGUGCCUUUCCAACAAUUGCUCCCCGGCCGGAGCAAUUUUGACGGGCAAACGCAACGUACACACGCACACGAAAAGGAUCUGUGUGGGUCAAGUUUACAUAAUUAUCCAUGAUCAGACUAGUUUUUGAGAACUUGUGCCUUCAAGUUGUUAAAUCCCUGAAAUUGUGAAACACAAUUGUGAUGUACACAAAGUUCGGUCACAAACAUGAUGACUCAGAAUCUGCUGAUAUGCGGUAAUCAUUAGGCUGCAAUUAUGCACGGACCAUCCGGACACGGACGUCCGUGGUCACAAGCUGAAUGAGGACUUGGCAAGGUUCCAUAUUAGACCAUGGAGGAAUAAAACACUCCCCGGCUCGAGGGAAUGAUCUCGCUGCAACCAGUUGUUGCGUCAGACGGGAUCUUCCCUGUAUUGCAACAAACGCCUUGGAAACAAAACUCGGCCAAAAAUUGAGGACCUUCUCGUGCCGGGGUAUUUUGCAAGAAUUUUUUGGCCGGGAUGCCGUGCGAGGUGCACCAUUUGCAUUAUCAUUUUUCCACAAUGAAAACAUAUCAAAUGUAUAUGGUGCAAAACAAAACCAAAACUUUUUUUCAUGCUUGGGCAGUUUCUCAAAAACAAACACCCCAAACAAAAGAAAAGAAAACUGCCAUUUCAAAAAAUAACGUGAACAAUUAAGACACCACCUUUUGGGGAUUUUUUAAAAUUUUGUUUUUAAUUGUGGCAUCCAUUUCCCCCUAAAGAAUUGAAGUUGAAAAUGCAUGAUUCCGUACUUUAUGAAAGGGAGUAAUCAGUAUCUCGUCCCCCUCAACUUUCAAGGGUUUUCUUCACCUGCGAUUCACCCCAGCCCUACCCAAGUUUUCCUUAUUAAUUGAAUUCACAACUGUGCAGGUUAUGGUUCACCUUGUGUGACCUUGACGUGACACACUAACAUGGAGAUCAAUGUCAGUGCCAACUUCGUAUUUUUGAAGUUGCAGCUGCAGGCCAGUAAAUCUGCCCAAAAUUCCCUGCCCGGACCGAAUCAGUCAAAUUCUGUACUAUGAAGGCAUUUCCUACCACGUGGACUAGAUGACUUAUAAAGGGGAAAGAAGGGUACGUGGGAGACCGCCAGCUGGUAUUUCUGAAAGUAUGACCAUCGGACCAAAUGGUUCUCAUACACAGGCAUGUCUGUGUCCUCGCGACCAACGUUUUAGGGGUGUCUUAUAUGACAGCGGAGAUGGUGGCGGAACGCCUAUAGCUGGAUCUAUUGAAGCCGUCAAAAGAUUGAAAACGUCAGGCCUGAAGGUUCGUUUCUGUACCAAUGAGUCGCAGUGCACCCGCCAGACUCUGGUGGACAAGCUCCGACGGCUGGGCUUUGACAUCAGCCUGGAGGAAGUCUUCUCCCCAGCCCCUGCAGCCUGCCAGCUGGUCCGAGAAAGGGGACUCCACCCAUUCCUGCUAAUCCACCCAGAUGCUGUGUCAGACUUUUCUGAGUUUGACCUCUCACUAACGCCUAACUGCGUUGUGAUUGGAGAUGCUGCCAUGCGUUUCAGCUAUGACAGGUUGAAUGCAGCCUUCCGCAUAUUGAUUGGUCAAGAACACCCUGUGCUGAUCGCCAUGGGGAAAGGGCGUUAUUACAAGGAAACAGAUGGCCUGAUGAUGGAUGUGGGCUGCUUCAUGGCAGCAUUAGAGUAUGCUACAGGCUGCAAGGCAGAGGUUGUCGGCAAGCCUGAUAAAGGCUUCUUCCUGGCUGCCGUGAAUGACAUGGGAAUCAAACCAGAACAUGCCCUCAUGGUUGGCGAUGACAUUGUUAAUGACGUAGGCGGGGCACAGAGUUGUGGCAUCAAGGGCGUUCAAGUCAGGACUGGAAAAUUCAGACCAUCUGAUGAGAAUCACCCUACUGUCAGACCAGACGGGUUCGUAGACAACCUGGCCCAUGCUGUUGAUAUCCUCCUGAAAGCCCAUGCUCAGUGAUGCGAGGCUGGGAUAGCCAUGUCUGUUGACCACACCAAGAUGAAAUUCUCCGAGGCCGAUACACCAGCUCACAAGACGUGCUCUGAAGCCUUGCCUUGCAUUUGGACUGACAAAUUGCAGGUUCUGGAUGCGCUGUUUUGGAUUUUGAAAUUGGUGUGAAAUCAGCAGCAGAAUUGACCUAGUCGGGGUGUGACUUGAAAACAUUUACACUAAUAAUAAACAAGGGAUUUUGCUGUCAGAGGAUGUAAGUAUGCUGGAACAUGCAGUCUAGUGGUAUGAGUUAGUUACACAAGCACCAGUUAACUGCAUAGACAAACCCAUUUGUCAAGCAAAAUGUGGAACAGGUUGAAUUAAGAAUAUAUGAAAUUACUACUUCAAAUUGGAUCUUUCACUCACUUAAUGUACACACAUUUGCAUGGUUAAUCUUAUGUCUAGAAACAGAAUUUGAGAUCUUUAACAAAUGUGCAAAUGUGCCUCUUGCAAUAAACUUUUGAUUAUGAGAAAAAGUAUAUAACACUAGGGACCCAUGAACAUAUACAUGUAAAUUGUUAAAAGGAAAAUUCAAGAUUUCACAAAUGAACGAGUACCAAGUGUCAAAACACAUGUCAAGGGUCUUCAAAUUUACAACGUCAAGAUAUCAGCAUUAACAGUACAAUUUAUGUCCGACACCUACGUGAACCCCAGAAUUACAUAACUAGUCCUAGGAAUUAUGUACACCUAAGACACAGGUUCUAAUUGGGUAAAGCAGGCAUCCCGGUGGUCAAGAUGGGCCAAUUACAGUCCAUAAUCCAUACUGCAUUGGCGGGGAAUUUUAGGCGUUUCUCCAAGUGAGGCCUUUCGUCCCAGUCGAGGCAGGGGAAUGGCAGAGACUGGGUUUUUUGGGGUUUUGUUUUGUAACAAAGUCAAACCAGGAAAAGAUAGACAGGGAGUACCAAACAGGGACAGGUGUUGGAGUUUAGGGGGUUGCAAACAUGCCAGAAACAGCAAAUAAAAUAAUUAUGAAUUGCAGAGGGUUUGUUAGUAAGUCGUGCAUUUCAAACUAAAUUGUAAACAUUUUUUAAUUUAAUUAUUUGUCAAAAUUUGCAGUUGACAAUGUUAGAAGUUUCACAUAUAUUCAUACGAUCUGAUGUUUCAAUCCUAGCUUCUAAUUUCGCCAAGUAAUGUGUUCAAGUUUCAACCAACACAGUUGAAGUUUUAGUGACACAUACAUGAUAUUAAAUUGAACAUUUGGAAGCAUAAAUAUAAAGGUUUGCAGAUAUAUGUCUGACUGAAAUAUACUGAAACACAUGCAAGGUCUGAA
Molecule: messenger RNA, 3387 nt
Organism: Acanthaster planci (crown-of-thorns starfish)
Lineage: Eukaryota; Metazoa; Echinodermata; Asteroidea; Valvatida; Acanthasteridae
Gene: lhpp
Product: phospholysine phosphohistidine inorganic pyrophosphate phosphatase
Biological process (GO): dephosphorylation
Cellular component (GO): cytosol; cytoplasm
Molecular function (GO): phosphatase activity; inorganic diphosphate phosphatase activity
Source: RefSeq, a predicted model, not a curated record